CCUUCAAUCUCCUGGCUAUACACAGGCUUCGAUACCUGCAUUUCCAAUGUCCAUCACCGCCUCUCACCUGCUUCUUCCUCUUACGGUUCCAGAUUCCGGUGACUCAAUCUUUCACUUCCGGCAACCGCCUCCUUUUGACCUUAACUUUAUCUCUCAUUUCCUCUCCCAAUCGUUCAUAUCCGCUCUUUAUGUUCAAUAACCCGAUCUGAAACUUAACGCCGGUGAGAACUCAACAGGCGUGAAGGGUACCAAUGGAAAAACCACGCUCCUCCAGCCACUGUCUUGUCCUCUCUCACUGAACCCUGUUAUGGAUAACACAUUGAAUCACCAACAGAUUCGAUUUUAAACAUCUUUCCCUAAAUUGAUUGGAUUUUGAUUUUGUUUGCCUAAACUACCAGAUCAACAGGCGGUGGAGUUUUCCGGCAAUACUUUCUAUUGAUUUUGCAGGUUUCAGUGAAGAUGACCAUGUGGCAUUGGGUGCAAUGGCGGAGGUUGCAGUGGCGAUGAGUGGAAGAGGAUCACAAAGAUUGGGAAGGUCUGAGGACAUAAAAAGGUUUUUAUCAGAGAAGAAGAGAAAAGAAGCAGGUGGUGGUUUCAUAGGAGAAGAAGGUGGAAUGAGGUAAAGGGGGUGGGGCCUGUAUUGGUUAUUAUUAUUAUUAAUCAACAAGGUUAAAUUAAUCAAAAAAAAUAAAUCAAUAAGGGUAUAAAUGUUAUUUUAGGUAAAUAUAAGGAUCAAUCGUGUAGAUUACCCCGAAUCGUGUAAUUUAGCCUUUGUUAUUUGAAAAGAGACUCUAUAAAGUUGUUAUCGAACUCAGUGUAAAGUGUAAACUCGAACUCAAAUGAUUCUUUCUAAAUAGAAACACAAACACCCCUACGCCACCAUCUGCACCACCCCCAUCCCUUCUUUCUCUCUAUUGCCGGCUUGUUGCAGAAAAUGGAUGGCGUGAUCGAUAUGCAAACAAUUCCCCUGAGAACCGCCAUAGCCAUAGGCGGCACGGCCGUCGCACUUGUGGUUGCUCUUUACUUCUGGUUUCUCAGAAGCUAUACCUCUCCCUCUCAUCACAGCAACCAUCUCCCUCCUGUUCCAGAGGUGCCUGGGGUACCAGUGUUGGGGAAUUUACUGCAGUUGAAGGAGAAGAAACCAUACAUGACUUUUACAAAAUGGGCAGAGAUGUAUGGGCCUAUUUACUCCAUAAGAACUGGAGCCACUUCCAUGGUGGUGGUUAGUUCCAAUGAAAUCGCCAAGGAGGUAGUUGUUACAAGAUUUCCAUCAAUCUCAACUAGAAAGCUAUCAUAUGCAUUAAAAGUCCUGACCGAAGAUAAAUCCAUGGUUGCUAUGAGUGAUUACAAUGACUAUCACAAAACCGUAAAACGUCAUAUACUCACUGCUGUCUUGGGACCAAAUGCCCAGAAGAAAUAUCGUGCUCAUAGAGACACCAUGAUGGAGAAUGUUUCAAAUGAACUACACGCGUUUUUCGAAAAAAAUCCUAAUCAAGAAGUGAACCUCAGGAAAAUAUUCCAAUCUGAACUUUUUGGACUAGCAAUGAAACAAGCAUUGGGAAAGGAUGUUGAAAGCAUAUACGUGAAGGAUCUAGAAACCACCAUGAAAAGAGAGGAAAUCUUUGAGGUAUUAGUGGUUGACCCAAUGAUGGGUGCCAUUGAAGUUGACUGGAGAGAUUUCUUUCCAUAUCUCAAGUGGGUCCCAAAUAAAAGCUUUGAAAACAUAAUCCAUCGAAUGUAUACCCGAAGAGAAGCUGUAAUGAAAGCCCUUAUUCAAGAACAUAAAAAACGUAUCGCAUCAGGCGAGAACUUGAACAGCUACAUUGAUUACUUGCUAUCAGAAGCACAAACAUUAACAGAUAAACAGCUUCUUAUGUCUUUAUGGGAGCCAAUUAUCGAAUCAUCAGACACUACCAUGGUCACCACAGAAUGGGCAAUGUAUGAACUGGCAAAGAAUCCACACAUGCAGGAUCGUCUGUAUGAGGAAAUCCAAAGUGUUUGUGGAUCAAAGAAGAUCACAGAGGAGAAUUUAUCUCAGCUUCCAUACUUAUAUGCUGUUUUUCAAGAGACCUUGAGAAAACAUUGUCCUGUUCCAAUAAUGCCCCUGAGAUACGUUCACGAGAAUACAGUUCUAGGAGGCUACCAUGUCCCAGCUGGAACCGAGGUGGCGAUAAAUAUAUAUGGAUGUAACAUGGAUAAGAAGGUAUGGGAGAAUCCUGAAGAGUGGAAUCCUGAGAGGUUUUUGAAUGAAAAAGAGAGUAUGGAUUUGUAUAAAACAAUGGCAUUUGGGGGAGGAAAAAGAGUGUGUGCAGGUUCUCUUCAAGCCAUGGUGAUUUCUUGCAUUGGAAUUGGAAGAUUGGUGCAGGAUUUUGAGUGGAAACUGAAAGAUGAAGCUGAAGAAGAUGUGAAUACACUUGGGCUUACAACACAAAAGCUUCAUCCACUUCUUGCACUCAUAAACCCUAGAAAAUGAAAAGUUUGUUUUCUUUUGUUUUGUUUUGUUUUGUUAGUUACAAAGAAAUCAAUGUUUUUGCAAUAUUUAUAUGGAUUAAUAGGUAAGUAUGAAAACUUUUGUUGAUGUGAAGCUUUAGAGUGCAAAUGUUGGUAUAAUAUAAGUAAAGUACAAUUACCAAAUGUAUGGGAGACAAAUCAAAUUGUUAUAAAAAAAAAGGCCUUUAUUAUGAAAAA
Molecule: messenger RNA, 2688 nt
Organism: Lactuca virosa
Lineage: Eukaryota; Viridiplantae; Streptophyta; Magnoliopsida; Asterales; Asteraceae
Source: the annotation of a GenBank genome assembly